UAUUUUUCUCCACCAUUAAAAUCGAACCCAGAACUUUGAACAUAACUUUAUCAAAUCUCACUCUCUUUAUCAUUUAACAUGCACUUACACCAACAAGGGGAUAGCAUUCUUCUUCCCGUGAGAUUCACUGUUCAAACUGAUAUCCCCCUAUGUGUAUACACACAUAUAGACGUAAAUAUAUACAUCCCGUCUAUCUUUUGCAAGGGAAUACAAUUCGUACGUUUUAAUGCGUGAUUUGGUUUCCCAUGGUUUUUAAUCAGUUUGAACUUGACUAAUUAUUAUUUUAAUAAUAAACUCAUAAUAUUUUAUCCUACCUAAAAGUUUUGCUGCUACUGAUAUCGCAAUCGGCACAAUAAUAUCGAAGACGGCCGGAAAUCCAAACUAAUACGUAUUUUAGAAAUAAAUGCUUUGAGCCUCAAUUUUGUGUGGUAGGGAGUUUAUAUUUUAUUUCAUUAAAAAAAAUAUACGAGCCAAGCAAUUCCACAACAUCACGGGAGAGUAUAUUGCACGCGCUCGAUGAUGCGCGUAGGAUUAUCACCUGGUUCGGCCACCAAAACCCUCGAUCCAUUUCAACUACAAAGGCCCGCUCCAGUGAUCAGACGCCGUCCUUGCUCUCGACUGUGAUUGGUUGGUGAGACUUUUUUUUUUCUGGCACUGCAGAUUUCGUUCUGAAAAUGCGCUGAUUUCUUCGUGCGAUAAAUUCGCCGAAGGUUCUUUUCCAUUCGUUCGUCGUCCGGAUAUCGGGAAUUCUGAAACUCCGUUUCUUAGGGCUCGCACCGUGUUGUUGUUGUUUCCUUGGUGAUUUCUGUCCCUCUGUUGGAGUAAUUUAUAUUGUUGAUGGCGUCGGAGGAUGUGAAGACGAGCGAAUCGGCGGCGGUUUCUACGAUAGUUAAUCUGGCGGAGGAGGCGAAGUUGGCUAGAGAGGGAGUCAAGGCUCCGGGUUACGCCGUUCUCGGCGUCUGCAAGUCUCUCAUUGCCGGUGGCGUCGCUGGUGGAGUGUCGCGCACUGCAGUCGCACCCCUGGAAAGGUUAAAGAUUCUCUUACAGGUCCAAAAUCCCCAUAGCAUAAAAUAUAACGGAACGAUCCAAGGAUUGAAGUACAUUUGGAGGACCGAGGGCUUUCGCGGGCUGUUCAAAGGGAAUGGUACUAACUGUGCUCGUAUUGUUCCGAAUUCAGCAGUCAAGUUUUUCAGCUAUGAGCAAGCCUCGAAGGGAAUACUAUAUCUGUAUCGGCAGCAGACAGGAAAUGAAAAUGCUCAACUCACUCCUGUUUUGCGCCUUGGAGCUGGUGCAACUGCUGGAAUAAUAGCUAUGUCUGCAACAUAUCCAAUGGAUAUGGUACGAGGAAGGCUAACUGUCCAGACUUUGAACUCUCCUUAUCAAUAUCGAGGAAUGUUCCAUGCUUUGUCAACUGUUCUACGACAGGAAGGUCCACGUGCCUUGUACCGUGGUUGGCUUCCAUCAGUAAUUGGAGUGGUUCCAUAUGUGGGCUUGAACUUUGCAGUCUAUGAAUCUCUAAAGGACUGGCUAGUGAAAGCAAAUCCAUACGGGCUGGUACAAGAUUCCGAAUUGAGCGUUACAACGAGGCUUGCAUGUGGUGCUGCUGCUGGAACAGUUGGCCAAACAAUUGCUUAUCCACUUGAUGUUAUUCGUAGAAGAAUGCAAAUGGUUGGGUGGAAGGAUGCUUCCUCAGUUGUCACUGGUGAUGGAGGAAGCAAGGCUUCUCUUGAAUACAAUGGCAUGAUUGAUGCAUUCAGAAAAACAGUUCGUCAUGAGGGCUUUGGAGCAUUGUACAAGGGUUUGGUUCCCAAUUCAGUCAAGGUUGUACCCUCCAUUGCAAUUGCAUUUGUGACAUAUGAGGUGGUGAAGGAUUUGUUAGGAGUCGAGUUUAGAAUAUCCGACUGAAAAGCUUGGAUUCUUCACCCGUAAUCCUCGAAAGGACUUCUAUAUUUGUAGCCGAUGGGGAAGAAGAGAAGUUAAAUUAGGGCAUAUUCCAUGACCUUGUGCUUCAUUCAUGGACAAGCUAGCCAAACUAUUUCAACGUUUUGGUUAUAUAUUGGGUUUUUUGCCAGUUUUCUGUUUUGUUUCCCCUGCGCUCAUAUUGUGGCUUCUUGCUGCUGAAUUAACAAUAAAUCAAUGGCUUGAACUAUACAAAUCCUAUUGAUAGGACGAGGAAAAAAUCUCAUUUUGGAGGAUUAAUAUUUUCCGGAUCUUGUGAUA
Messenger RNA from Tarenaya hassleriana, 2220 nucleotides. Its product is annotated as mitochondrial adenine nucleotide transporter ADNT1. The coding region runs from base 838 to 1905 and encodes 355 amino acids. The record is from RefSeq and is a predicted model, not a curated record. The transcript is spliced from 8 exons. NCBI's taxonomy places the organism in Eukaryota, Viridiplantae, Streptophyta, Magnoliopsida, Brassicales, Cleomaceae. Gene Ontology annotation, biological process: transmembrane transport.